Molecule: messenger RNA, 465 nt
Organism: Rotaria sp. Silwood1
Lineage: Eukaryota; Metazoa; Rotifera; Eurotatoria; Philodinida; Philodinidae
Source: the annotation of a GenBank genome assembly
AUGCCACGUCUUCGUGAACUUGCAUUAACAUCAUUAUCAUCAAAUGGAUCAAAAACUAAUGUUUUUGAACAGAUUCGUAUUUUGCACUUUGACACGAAUAGUUUCAUAGGAAAGAAGGAUGAAAAACGAUUGUUUCGCAUGUUCACUCGGGUCGAACGUCUCUAUAUACAUGGUGAAAUGCAAUCUCGUCGACAGAUGGCUCGAUUUAUUGAUGGAUUUCAUUUUUUAUCAUAUGGUUCAUUUGAAUUUGAGUGGUUAACAACAGUGCAAGUAGAUGAAACACAACACUGGCUCGUGAAAAAUACACGACGACUAACGCAUGACAAUUUUACCUACAGAAUCGACGGCAGCUGUGUACAUUUGUGGAUUGGUGACAAAGACAAUAAACAAGACGUAAGUUUGAAAAAAAUAGUCAUUGUUGAUAAAAUUAUUUACUGCUUUGGUAAAGCCAAUGAAGAACAUUGA